This is a messenger RNA of Stegastes partitus (bicolor damselfish), 1332 nucleotides long. RefSeq names its product SFT2 domain containing 1 (gene sft2d1). The record is from RefSeq and is a predicted model, not a curated record. Gene Ontology annotation, cellular component: membrane. NCBI's taxonomy places the organism in Eukaryota, Metazoa, Chordata, Actinopteri, Pomacentridae. Gene Ontology annotation, biological process: vesicle-mediated transport. The transcript has 8 exons. Bases 165 to 647 code for a protein of 160 amino acids.
CUCCAGGUCAGCAUUGAGAGAAAACAGGAACCGUCCUUGGAGCCAGGAAGUGAAACUUCCAACUACUGCCAUCAGAAUUUGUUGACGGUAACCCGUACGGCUGCAAACAUAGAAAUCCAGACGUAUACUUUUACCUUUAGUAGUUAGCUAGCUAGCCUGCAGCGAUGGACAAGCUUCGUCGUGUGCUCAGCGGCCGAGACGAGAACGAAGAGUUGGGUCUCACUGCACAGGUCCUUGAUGCCAGCACUCUCAGCUACAGCACCAGGGUGAAAUGGUUCGUCAUAUGCUUUGCUUCAGGCAUCCUGUGCUCAAUACUUGGCACAGCACUGCUGUUCCUUCCAAAUGGCAUCAAGCUUUUUGCUGUCUUCUACACACUAGGAAAUAUCGCAGCCCUUUCCAGCACCUGCUUCCUAAUGGGACCACUAAAACAGCUGAAGCGCAUGUUUGAACCAACAAGGCUGAUAGCCACCAUUGUUAUGCUGCUCUGCCUUGUCUUAACACUGUGCGCAGUGUUUUGGUGGCAUAAAAAGUUAUUGGCUCUCAUCUUCUGUAUUCUGCAGUUUUUGGCAAUGACAUGGUAUAGCAUCUCUUACAUUCCAUUUGCCAGGGACGCUGUGAUGAAAUGCUUCACGACCUGUCUGAGUUAGGACUCAGGAGUCCAGAAUUUUCUAAGAAGACUGGUCCUAAUAUGCAAACUGCGAGCACAGUGACUUUGUAAAAUAUACAUUUAUAUUGUUUAUACACUAUAUUUCCACUUUUUACUAUGGCUGUUUGAUAUCUAAAAAUGUUUGCCUUUUAAAUCUAGAUAAAGGGCGGUAACUAUAAUCUGAAUAUAACACUUCUCAUUCAUUUUCUUUUGUUAGAGUAAUGGGUGCCUUUAAUACUUAAUAUAUUUAAAGAUUUUCUUAUAUUUACUGCAGAUUUUAUACUGUUUAAGUGCAGGGAAAUGAUUUUGACUUUUCUAAAGAAAGUUAUUUACAACAAAAAUGCCUUAACAUAAUUGUAUAUAUGAAGAGAACUCCUGAUAUAUAGACCAAACACACUCUUUUGCAACUUAAGCAGCAUAUGAUUUCAUUUUUCUCUAGAUUUUUAUCAAAGGUUUUCUGGCUUCUUACACGCAAACAUUAGUAAAAGAUUGUCUCUCUGCUUUGUGUCUGUGUAUGAGGCACUAAUAUAUAAAUAGGCUCUCAGAUGCUAUUCCAUCUUCAAAUGUGAUCGUUUUCCCUUUGGCAGUUGACUCACUGCUUCGCUGAUGAUGCACUGGGAUGUAUGCUACCCACAGCUCUUUGAGGUGUUUUCAGCUAAAGACAUUAAAAGGAAAAAAAAGCAGCA